GCUACCAAGUUCUCUACGGGUGCAGAGGGAUCACGGCGUUCUGCAUCGCAAACUUCUUGCCUGGACAUCCCCCCAACGGUGACCGAAUUUCGAGUUCUAACCCUAGUUCUGGCAGCGGACCGUAUUACAAGCGUCUGGGCUCUCGUCUCUCAACGCGCCGACAUCAUUCAUUCAACCUCUGCUAGUCUGCAGUUUUACAGCGAUCGCAUCACCGUAUCCAUCAUCUCGCAACAAUGAGCGAGCAUCUCAACGUCCUCAUCUCGACCUUCAAGGGUCUUGGCCUUCCGCCAACCCUGGUCUUGCGCGCGCCUCCAUCCACCACAAUCUCCUCCCUACGAGACCUUAUCGAUGAGAAGAUUCCUACCGGCGCCACCGAAUCCAAAUUCAUCCUCACAACACACUCAAAUCGGCUUUUGCCCCAGACAUCAGAAACACCAAUUUCCACAUACCUAUCCUCAAAUGACGAUGAUUUCAUUAACUUGCGCCUCACCAUCCCCCUCUGUGGUGGAAAGGGUGGUUUCGGAUCUCAGCUCCGAGCUGCCGGUGGCCGAAUGUCAUCCCGCAAGAAGCAAAAGCAAGACGAUAGCGGUUCAAGCCGAAAUCUGGAUGGUAGACGGCUGCGUACUGUUAAUGAAGCCAAAGCUCUCGCGGAGUAUCUCGCCAUCAAACCAGAAAUGGAGAAGAAGGAGAAGGAGAAGCGACGCCAGCGCUGGGAAGAGAUCGUGGACAUGGCAGAAAAGAGAGAGGCGGAGAUCAAGUCUGGCGGUAGGGGGAAGCUGGAUGGCCAGUGGGUCGAGGACAAAGAAGAGAGCAACGAGAGAACUCGCGAUGCUGUGUUGGCUGCCAUGAAGUCUGGAAACUACAAGGAUAACCUAAUCAGCACAUCUCACGGGUCUGCUUCUUCUGAGCAAAACAAUGGCCAAUCUUCAAGCGAGGCAGAGGAUUCCGAGAGCUCAAAAGAAGCUACUCCUCCUGCAGAAGCUGCUGUACCUUCAAAGGCGAAAGCAAGAACCUUUUUCGGCUUCGAUGAAGACGAUGAAUUUAUGAGCUCUGAUUCGGAGGAUGAGAGCGAAGAGAAGUCUUGAUGAUGGGAAUACUUUGGCGAAUUUGUGAUUGAAAAGCAACGAUGGAGUUCAGGAUAAUAUGGGAUACGGGCGCUGUUGACAAUUUGAUAAGAUACCAGUAUGGCUAAUAUAAAUACCUCUUUUGUA
Trichoderma atroviride IMI 206040 is the source of this 1211-nucleotide messenger RNA. RefSeq lists its product as uncharacterized. The record is from RefSeq and is a predicted model, not a curated record. NCBI's taxonomy places the organism in Eukaryota, Fungi, Ascomycota, Sordariomycetes, Hypocreales, Hypocreaceae. Gene Ontology annotation, cellular component: nucleus.